This is a messenger RNA of Stereum hirsutum FP-91666 SS1, 1216 nucleotides long. RefSeq names its product NAD-P-binding protein. The record is from RefSeq and is a predicted model, not a curated record. The coding region runs from base 35 to 1075 and encodes 346 amino acids. NCBI's taxonomy places the organism in Eukaryota, Fungi, Basidiomycota, Agaricomycetes, Russulales, Stereaceae. The transcript has 6 exons. Gene Ontology annotation, molecular function: oxidoreductase activity.
GCGUUAAAGACACCCUCAUCACCGGAACUCGCUCAUGUCUCAACAAACGAACACCGCAUUCAUUCUCCCUCAAACAGGUGCUGGCCUUCACACUAUUACAAAGCGCACCACAGACAUCCCCUCCCCGAAAGCGCAUGAGGUGCUGGUGAAGAUUCAUGCCUUCUCUAUCAACUACCGCGACUUCGCAAUGAGCGCUGCCUUCUACCCCGCUCCCCGUCCGCCUAAUCAGGUGUUAGGGAGCGACAUGGCCGGAGAAGUCAUAGAGGUGGGAGAGGGCGUUGUGGCGGGGGAGUUUAAUAAGGGGGACAGGGUCACCGCGAACUUCAAUCAGGCCCAUUUCUUCGGGACCCAUACCGGACAGAGACAGGAUCUCGGUGACGCCGUGGAAGGCGUGUUUCAGGAGUACUAUGUCUUCAAUGUCGCCGGCCUUCUUCACGUUCCGAAGCAUUUGACCUACGAAGAAGCUGCAUGUGGACCUUGUGCCGGAGUCACGGCGUGGAACGCACUGUAUGGUGGAAUUCCGCUUGCUCCUGGACAGACUGUGCUGUUCCAAGGGACUGGUGGCGUGUCGUUGGCGGGGUUGCAGUUCGCUGCUGCGGCUGGUGCGAAGACAAUCAUUACCUCUGGUUCGGAUGAGAAGCUUGCGAUCGCCAAGAAACUCGGUGCCACGCACACCAUCAACUAUAAGACCAACCCCGACUGGGACCAGGUUGUUCUUGAACUUACGGAGGGCGUAGGCGCGCAUCAUAUCCUCGAUAACGUAGGCGUCGAGGAGAUUGGGAGAUGCUUUAACUGUGCUGCGACUGGUGGCAAUAUCCACUGCAUUGGUUUCCUGGGGGACAUGACAAAGCCGGCUCCCAAUGUACUGAUGUCGGUCCUCAUGAAGAGCCUCUCAAUUCGCGGGAUAUAUGUCGGCUCCAAACAGCUUCAUUCGGACAUGCUUCGCUUUAUGGAUACGAACAAGUUGAGGCCUCAUAUCGACCGCGUUUUCGCAUUCGAGGAUACAGUGAAGGCUUUGGAGUAUCUGGGCUCGGGGAAGCAUGUUGGAAAGGUCGUUGUGAAGGUAUCAGCGUAGUGGAGUAAGCUCACACAACCUUCCAGUCCGCGUUCAAAGUUUAAAUGGCGGGGUAUGUACGUACAUGUUUGGUAGCGGUAUGGUUUGGUUUUGUAUCAUGUCUUGGCCUCUCGAUCAAUGCAUGUGUCUGCUUCGUAUCCG